Populus nigra (black poplar) is the source of this 1266-nucleotide messenger RNA. Its product is annotated as F-box/kelch-repeat protein At3g06240-like. The coding region runs from base 40 to 1125 and encodes 361 amino acids. NCBI's taxonomy places the organism in Eukaryota, Viridiplantae, Streptophyta, Magnoliopsida, Malpighiales, Salicaceae. Gene Ontology annotation, molecular function: protein binding. The transcript has a single exon. The record is from RefSeq and is a predicted model, not a curated record.
CAAACAACUGUAAGGAAACCAAAAUCAAGUUGAAUAGCCAUGUCAAAACUCCCCCAAGAAAUCAUUGUUGAUAUUCUCACCUGUUUACCAGCCAAGUCCCUUAUAAGAUUCAAGUGUGUGUGCAGAUCAUGGCGGUUAUUAAUCUCCGAUCCUCAAUUUGCCAAGUUGCAUCUCAAAAGGGCACAUGAAGACGAGAACAUUAACCGUCAAAGGCUCCUCAUUGCUGCUGAUCCUCUUUAUUCUGUAGACUUUGAAGCAGCUAGUGAUGGUGAUAAUGGCAAUACAUUAGUUAAGCUUCCUUAUCCUAACGCAGAGAGUCAUAACGACUCCUUCGCUGUUGGAUUAUUUCUGGGAUCUUGUGAUGGCAUAGUAUGUAUACUUAAUGAAGUUGAUAGUGUGGUCUUAUGGAAUCCAUCAACUAGAGAGUCCAAGAAAUUGUCAGGACCAAGUUCUUCUCUGCACAAAGAUUUCUGGACUGGACUUGGUUAUGAUUCCUCUACUGAUGAUUACAAAAUGGUAAUUGCCUCUUCAGCUACUGCCAGUACUCGCUCUGAUCAAAUUAUGGUUGAAGUCUUCACAUUGAAAACCAAUACAUGGAGAACAGUUCAAGGCAGCCUUCCUGGUAUCACCUUGGGAAGUUACUAUGGAGAAUUUUGGAAUGGAGCUCUGCUUUGGCUAGGGAAGCAAGAAAGUGAUGCUGCUCAUCAUUUGGAUGUUAUUGUUCCAUUUGAUAUAGAAAAAGAGAAAUUCAUGGAGGCUUUGCCACUUCCAAAUCAUUUUUAUACAGCAGUUUUGAGCAUCUCAGGAAAUUGCUUAUGUGUUUUUGGCACACUACAACCAUCUGGAAGCUAUUUUGAAGCAUGGUUAGCAAGUGAAUACGGUGUCAAGACAUCAUGGAGAAGAUUGUUUGCCGUCCCAGUUGACAAACUAUGUCUAGAUUGUUAUUCAUCAGAGAUGUGGUUGACAAAGAAAGGGGAAGUUCUGUUAGACAAUCAUGGAAGUCCAGGGAUAUUGACACUGUACCACCCAGUAGAAGAUGCAAAAAAGUUAAUAAAGGUAGAGAAUGAUGGUGAUCCAUUUUAUGAAUCGGCAAUAUAUACAGAAAGUCUGGUUUCACUAUGCUAAUAUCAGAAUCUAGAAUCUUAAGAAUAUGAUCCAGCAAAAUAAAGUUAAGAACCAGACCUUUUCUAUUAAUUCCUUUUUGUUUUUGUUACAUUUUUGUCCUCCUCUUUUAUAGGUUAAUUAAUUUUAGAACACUGUUUCUUC